Molecule: messenger RNA, 4775 nt
Organism: Mytilus californianus (California mussel)
Lineage: Eukaryota; Metazoa; Mollusca; Bivalvia; Mytilida; Mytilidae
Exons: 27
Coding region: 13-4467 (1484 amino acids)
Biological process (GO): cell-matrix adhesion
Cellular component (GO): cell surface
Source: RefSeq, a predicted model, not a curated record
UGGGUUGAGUCAAUGAUGGAUUCUUAUAUGUAUAUGUUUCUUCUUGGAGCAGGGCUCCUGAUCUGUCAAGUCAUUGUUGCUCAAAAGCCUUCUUCUGGAUUUCAACUAUCAACACCAGGGAAUGGACUGUCAAUGCCGACGAAAACUUCUGGUGGAAUAAAUAAAAAAGGGAAUGGGCCGUCAAUGCCACCGCAACCUUCUGGAGGGAUGACUCUACCAGCAAAUUGGCCGUCAAUGCCAUCGCAAUCUUUUUGGGGUAUGACUUUUCCAGGUAAUGGGCCUUCAAUGCCACCGAAACCGCAUGGGGGGUUUACUUUACCAGGUAAUGGACCUUCAAAGCCACCUCAUCAAUCUGGUAUGACUUUUCCAGGUAACGGGCCUUCCAUGCCACCGAAACCGCAUGGAGGGUCUACUUUUCCAGGUAAUGGACCUUCAAUGCCACCUCACCAAUCUGGUAUGACUUUUCCGGGUAACGGGCCUUCAAUGCCACCGAAACCGCAUGGAGGGUUCACUUUACCAGGCAAUGGACCUUCAAUGCCACCUCACCAAUCUGGUAUGACUUUUCCAGGUAACAGGCCUUCCAUGCCACCGAAACCGCAUGGAGGGUUUACUUUACCAGGUAAUGGACCUUCAAUGCCACCUCACCAAUCUGGUAUGACUUUUCCAGGUAACGGGCCUUCAAUGCCACGGAAACCGCAUGGAGGGUUUACUUUACCAGGUAAUGGACCAUCAAUGCCACCUCACCAAUCUGGUAUGACUUUUCCAGGUAACGGGCCUUCAAUGCCACCGAAACCGCAUGGAGGGUUUACUUUACCAGGCAAUGGACCAUCAAUGCCACCUCAACCCUCUGGAGGGUUUACACAGUCUAAAUUUGUUAAACCAGUCGUACCAACCGGAUCACCUGUUCCUGUGAGUUUUCCAUGUCCCAAGGAAUGCCAAUCGUGCCAGUACUUUAAAGACAAGACAAAGGUGUGCAUGGCAUUUGAUGACUUCGGUGAUAUCAAACAGAAAGUUUAUGAUGAUAUGCCUCCGAGAACCCGGGACGAUUAUGAUUUUCUUUCCAAUACUUCAUUGUUCACAACAACUGCAUAUAUGGCAACUUGUGAUGGUCUUGAAUUCUACAUGAAGACUUGGGCUGCUCUAAAACAAAGAGAAAAAGAUAAUCUACUGGAUUUUAUUAGAGACCCAAGACAAGUUCAAGUUGCAGAUUUACGACUUUUACCAAAGGUUCCUUUCGCCAUUCUCGAGCUCAAUGUUGAGCGUAGCAUGUUUAAACUAAUGACUAAAGAUCAACAGCUUGUAAUGUGUGAGGAUCUUACAUAUAUCGACUGCUUUACCAGGGUUGCCAUUGACAGAAAUAUAGAUUGUGCCAGAAUUCUGCUGGCCUCUGGAACAGCAGAUGCAAAAACUAUUGCAUCGCUUGUUGACGUGAGGAACUGCUCGAACUGGGACAAAGAACAAUGGAAUUUGACCAUGAAAUAUUCUCCUGAUAUUCUUGACAUGGAAUGUCUAAAAAUAGCACCACCUGACGUCAUGGUUGAUAACAUCGAUAGCCUAGCACAACAUUGUCACAAGCUCGACAAACGUGAAAUCAACAUUCUCGCAAACAUUACAACUUCCAAAUUGUUAGAUGACAAAAGAAAAGGAACUGUAGUAUCUUCUGACGAAAAGGACAAAUUAGCGGAUCUGUUAUCUUUCUGUGGAGCUGAUCCGUCCAUAAUGGGUGACCUUAUGGAUAAAUCUGAGAUGUUGUCAAAAGUUGACUACAGCAAAACUGAUACAAAAGAAGGCAUAAAAUUCAUGAAAGAAGUUUUAGAGACUGUUGAUCCGAAAGACUUAACAAAAGACCAGAUUGUCAACUCUUUUAAGAUGAUGGUUUACAACAGAAGUUUACUGGCAGAGCUUGACACUACCGAACUUGAAACCGCUGUUUGUGAGAUAUGUGAUAAAGCUGAUGACUUUGACAAAGCUGAUCUUGCAAAACUAGCAGAUGUUGUUUUAAAACGGGUACCAAGCUUAGCUGACCCUUCAACAUACGACGACGCUACCAUCGAUUGUAUUGGACCUUUGAUUCAAUUUUUACCCAUGCAGUCAUUUGAUAAUAUUCCUUCUGCUGCCAUGGAAUCUGCAAUCUCAGGUGGUAAAAUGAAGAACGUUACGGUUACUUCAAAGUCAAUGGGUAAAAAAUUGCUGGAAUCUGCAAAGACGGCUUUAGGAAAAACUAAUGGUGAUUUUACUAGUUCUGACCUUGAGAAGCUUGGAACAAGUGUCGUUGCCAUGGUUGCCACUGAUUUAAAGAAGAUACCUGAUGCCUCAUUUUCCGAUAGUAUCAUCGAAAUGUUUGCAGACAACAUUAUGAAAAGCGACGUGAGUCCACCGAAAUCUAUGAUUGCAACUCUGAUGGAAAAAGCUGCUGCAAGUGCAACAGGUGUCAAAGUUGCAAUUGAAAGUGGGCUUGGCGAUGAUGUUCCAACUGAACUUCUUAAGAACGCAGAUCUCUCAGAUCUACCUGAUAUUACCGGGGAGUCGUCUGAAGUUACCAUUGAAGUGGAUACAAAACGGGCUAAAAUCUUAGUGAAAAAGGUGAAAGAUUCAAUCGGCGACCUUGGGGGAGCUGACACAAACUUCACACUACAACGUCUGGCUAACAUGGAGAAGAUUGCAUGUGGCCUAACUGUAGCCGAUAUCAAAAAUAUUUCAAGAGACAGUGAAUGUGUGGACAAAAUGAACGCUAUUACGAAAUCGCAGUGUAUUGAAAAAGAACAGGUCGAUGCUGCUGUCAAAGCGUUUAAAGAAGCAACUAACUUCGAUUCUUCGUCAACAGCAGAAGUAGAAUCAAACACAGACAGUGCAACAUUGAGUCAGUCUGCUCCAAACCUGCUGGCACAGUUCAGCUAUAAUGAAAUGAAAAAAUUUGGAACAAGCAAUAAGGAUGCCAUUGUCAGUACCAUCUCUCAAGCUGAUACUGAAGUUCUAUCAAAGACACAAAUGAAGGACGGAUUCAAGUUUGUUAUGGACUCAGUUGGAAAGACAACUUCUGGUGAAAUUACGAAAGACGAUCUAGAUACUGCUGGUAAUAUGGUUUGUGGUAUUGAUAGCACAGUACUCGAUAGACUUGACGCCGACGCUUUGGAAGAAUAUGCAACCACCAUUGAAAAAUGUUCACUUGGUUCAGUAGAAAGAAAGGCUUUAGGAUCGGCUGUCCUGAAAAAACUUGAUUUGAGCGACGGAUCCAAAGUGGAUGCAACCAGUAUUAUGACUCUUGGAACAUCUGUUGCAGAAAUGUCUGAUACACAACUUGAUGCUAUUGACAAGUCAGUUCUUUGUGAUAUGAGUGAUAAAGUUGUAAAGUCAUUUAAAGAUAAGGAAGAAAAGGAGAAAAAAAGGAAAAUCAAAGGUUUCAAAAUGGACACAACAUCAUCAGACGAUAGCACAUUCAAGACAAAUAAAAAGCGAGUAAUGAGAAAACUUUUGGCUGCACAAGAUGCAUGCACUUCUUCCUCAAGCGGAAGUGCUGGACGAAGAAAAAGGUCUACAUCAUCACUGACCUGUUCUUACAUGACAACCAUUGGAACAUCCGGGUUAUCUGCAAUCACCGUUGAUCAGAUUAACAACUUAGAUGAUACAGAAUUUACAGACUGUGUUGAUAUAUUGGGAGCAGUAACAGACUACAGUACUGACCAGAUAGACGCUCUAGUUAAUGUUGGAAAACGUAACACUGUUUGGGGAGAUCCAACAACAUGGACCGCAACGACUGUUUAUAGUGCAGGCGUUAUCGUACAAGGAUUAACAGUUUCUGAAAUUGGCACCUUGACACUUGAUUUGGAUGCCAUCAGUAAACUUGGAGAAUAUGAUGGUUGGACAGAUGCUCAGAAAAACGCACUAUUUGAAAGAUGGUUGACUUUGGAAAAAUCUGAUGAUGCUAGCACAAUUUCAUCGAGUGAAUUGCGAUCACUCGGUCAUAUGACCUGCGGAGCAGAGACUAACCACAUCAAUGUCAUAAGCCAUAGUGUUUAUUCAUCGGCUGCUGACGCUGUCGGUGAGGUUACCAGUUGUUCAGAUGGUCAGCUAUCUUCCUUCCUUACAUUGGCUAAGUCUGCAUAUGGAAGCGAUAUCACAACCUGGGAUUCAACAACAAUAUCAAAUAUUGGCAUUGUCAUAGGUGGUUUAACAAGCUCUGACAUAUCAACACUGUCCGAAAGCCAAAUUGAUGCUAUUGACUCGAAUCACGUAUCAUACAUUCCAUCUUCAACAUUUGCUGGACUUACAACAACUCAAAUCAACACCCUUAGUGUAAGCCAAGCUCAGUCGACUACAACUGGCCAAAGAAGUGCUUUGGAUUCAUCUCAGCUUGCUGCUUUGUCCAGUGUAGCUAAUACUACCUUCUCAGGAUGUGACAUGGUGCAAAUGUCCUUGACAUUCGCUGUUUUCCUAGCUCUUCUCUCGAUUUACUUUGGACGAAUCUAAGCAAUAUUUUAACAGUACAAUUGUGUAAAUAUGAUAUUUUUGUAUCAGUAAAAUUAAUGUAAAAAAAUUCACAACGAUGAAUAUCUUUCAUCGGCAUUUGUUGUUGUCAUAAUGAAUUUUGCAUAUAUAUAUUUGCAAUAUAUAUUGAAAGAUUUUUUGUAUUUAAAGCUCUUGAAUAAAUGUUGAAAUGCGUAGUAAUUUAGUUAAAUGUGUGUUUUUUUAGGAAAAUCCUUCCGUUCUAAUUUAUAUGUUAUAUUUACUUGUUCUUGUUACAACUAUAUUGUUACAAAUUAAAAUAUUAUUUCUGA